AUGGAUUCUAGUCUCAGGAAACUGUACAUUCUCGGAAUAUGCGGCCGGCUGACCGGGUCGAUUGCCAUUUUUGCCAAGAAAAAGGGCAUCGAAGUGCGAGGAUGUGAUUGGCGAAAGAACCCGCCCGUCGCCCCGAUGCUGGAGGAGCAAGGCAUCGAAAUAUCAUUGGGCUACAACUUUUCCGAUAUUGAGAACUUUGCCCCGGAUUUGAUCCUAAUCGGCACCACCCACAUACGGGGCGAGGCGAUCGUGGAGCAAAUCCUGGCCAGCGGCAUUCGCUACAUCUCGGCGGCGGCCUUUAUUGGUGAAUAUAUUUUACGUGACAAAUGGGUGCUGGGCGUCUCGGGCACGCACGGCAAGACGACCACGGCCAGCAUGCUGGCCCACAUUCUGAAAGAGGCCGGCAAACAGCCUUCUUACUUAAUAGGAGGCGUAGCCGAGAGCCUCGGCACUUCUUUCCACUUCACCGACGCAUCACCCUACUUUGUGAUCGAGGCCGACGAGUACAAGACGUCGUUCUGGGACCCCAGGCCGAAAUUUGUGCACUACCGCCCGAAAACUUUGAUCAUCAACAACGUCGAAGAGGACCACAAUUCCGUAUAUGCUAAUUUGGAAGCGAUUGAAGCUGCCUUCCACAGCUGCACGCUGCUGGUGCCGUCUAAUGGCCUUCUGGUAUUCCCGGCCAACUCUGAAUCGGUGAAAAGCAUCGAAGCACGCGGAAUCCACUGCGCUGCCAAGAAAUUUGGGAGUGAAGGGUAUACCGGAAAGGCCUUAAAAGAAGACUUCUCCAAAUUCACGGUGCUUAUCGAUGGCAAGGAAAGCGCGGAAGUGGAAUGGUCAAUGCUAGGACAGCAUAAUAUGAAUAACGGUUUGGCUGCCAUUGCCGCAGCUGAACACGUGGGCGUUGACACAUUCACAGCCGCAAAAGCGCUGUCCUGCUUCAGAGGGGCCGCCGAUCGAUUGACUAAGAUCGGCACCAGCAACGGCAUCUCAAUCUGGCGUGACUAUGGCUAUCACCCGACUUCUGUCACCGCCACUCUAAAAGCCCUGCGUCAGCACGUCGGCCCCAAGGCUAGAAUCGUGGCUGGGAUCCCGCUGCAUUGGCAAUUGAACUGGGGUCCCCUCUACCGCGAUGGACUGAUCAACGCAUCCACGUAUGUAGAUGCCGUCGUUUUAUAUGCCAACCGAGACAAAGUGGCUGGCUAUCCGGCCGAGCAAUUCGCCGAGUUCAUGCGGCCAAAAGUUCAGUCAACUCGCGAUCCCGCCGAAUUCGAAAAGCUGCUUUUCGAGCAGGCCGAGCCUGGGACCCAUACAGGGACG
Mesorhabditis spiculigera is the source of this 1320-nucleotide messenger RNA. NCBI's taxonomy places the organism in Eukaryota, Metazoa, Nematoda, Chromadorea, Rhabditida, Rhabditidae. The record is from the annotation of a GenBank genome assembly.